Messenger RNA from Eimeria necatrix, 2244 nucleotides. RefSeq lists its product as hypothetical. Bases 1 to 2244 code for a protein of 747 amino acids. The transcript has 3 exons. The record is from RefSeq and is a predicted model, not a curated record. Lineage: Eukaryota; Apicomplexa; Conoidasida; Eucoccidiorida; Eimeriidae.
AUGCAGCAGCAGAGGGGCCCCCAAAGCCCGGGGGCCCCCAUUGCCUUCAGGGGCCCCCUGACCCCGUGGGGCCCCUGGGGGCCCCCCAGGAGUGAGGGGCCCCCCACACCUUCCCCGCAGCAGCAGCAGCAGCAGCGGAAGAGGCAGGUGCUGCUGCUGCAGCAGCAGCAGCCUGUGCAAAUCGGCGGCAGCUACGCGCAGCUGCAGCAGCCGCAGCUGCAGCAGCCGCCGCCGCUGCAGCAGCCGCAGCUGCAGCAGCCGCCGCAGCUGCAGCACGUGCCACAGCUGCAGCAGCUGCAGCAGCUGCAGCACCCGCAGCAGCUGCAGCAGCUGCAGCACCCGCAGCAGCUGCAGCAGCUGCAGCACCCACCGCAACUGCAGCACCCGCCGCAGCUGCAGCACCCGCAGCAGCUGCAGCAGCUGCAGCACCCGCAGCAGCUGCAGCAGCUGCAGCACCCGCAGCAGCUGCAGCACCCGCAGCAGCUGCAGCAGCUGCAGCACCCGCAGCAGCUGCAGCCCCCGCAGUUGCAGCAGCUGCAGCACCCGCAGCUGCACCCACAGCAGCUGCACCAGCAACAGCAGCUGCAGCAGCAGCAGCUGCUCCAGCAGCAGCAGAUCCAGCAGCAGCAGAUCCAGCAGCACCAGAUCCAGCAGCAGCAGCUCCAGCAGCAGCAACUCCAGCAGCAGCAGCUCCAGCAGCAGCAGCUCCAGCAGCAGCAACUCCAGCAGCAGCAGCAGCAGCAACUGCUGCUGCAGCAGCAGCAGCGCCACAUACAUUAUGGAGGAGUUUCCUGGCAGCAGCAGCAGCAGCAACGCCCCAUCCAAUAUCCUGCUGCAUCUCCUGCUGCUGCACGCACGGCUCUGCCGCUGCAGCAGCAGCAGCUGCCUUCUUGGGGCGUAAGCCCCCAGCAGCAGCAGCAGCAGCAGCAGCUGCAGCAGCUGCCCUACAGCUACGGCCAUCCCCUCAGCAGCAGCAGCAGCAGCCCCGACGUCUCUCUGUGGGCAAACUCCCCAACUCUGCAGCAGCGGCAGCAGCAGCAGCAGCAGCAGCAGCAGCAGCAGCGAGAAGUAAUCUUUGUGGAUGGCGAUCGCGUUGAAGUGCAGUACGUACACUGCGUAGGGCUUCCGGGCAGCAGCAGCAGCAGCAGCAAAAUCCGCGGCAGCAGCAGCAGCAAAACCCGCGGCAGCAGCAGCAGCAGCAAGAGGCGCAGCAGCAGCAGCAGCAGCAGCAACAGCAGCAGCACCGCACUCGGCUCAACGCCAGCCACGCAGCCCCCAGCAGCAAGGACUCCGUGGACCACAAACAGAGGAAGCAUUCGCAAUCCUGGCAGCAGCAGCAGCAGCAGCAGCAGCAGCAGAGGGGGCAAAGGCAGGUGCUGCAGCGGCGGUACGGGUCUAGCCCCCGGGACGGGCGGCUGCGGUGUAUCCGCUGCAGCAGCAGCAGCCACUGGCUCUGCGGCCCUCCGCUGCACGUUGCAUUCGCUAUCUAUUCGUCGGACUGCGCCUUUGUGGAACCCAACAUCAGCAGCAGCAGCAGCAGCAGCAGCAGCAGCAGAAGCACCGACUGUGUGGACGCGGCGGCGGCUGCGGGCCUUCGACUUGCAGGCGAAAAAAGAAAUUAAAAAACAGAAAACAAAACAUGGUGCUGAGGCGGAAGCAGAGAGAAGCCUGAGGCACCAGCAGCAGAGCCGCCAGCAGCAGCAGCAGCAGCAGUGGGAUUGGGCGUUGCAGCAGCAGCAGCAGCAGCAGCAGCAGCAGCAGCUGUGGCUGAGGCGUCCGGAGGACGCUUAUGCCUUCAGGCACGGCUACCCGCAGCAGCAGCAGCCGCAGCGCGUGCACUACCCGCAGCUGCAGCUGCAGCAGCAGCAGCAGGCGCUGCUUCAGCAGCAGCAGCAGCAGCAUCUGCUGCAGCAGCAGCAGCAGCAGCAGGCGCUGCUGCAGCAGCAGCAGCAGCAGCACCUGCUGCAGCAGCAGCAGCAGCAGCACCUGCUGCAGCAACAACAGCAGCAGCACCUGCUGCAGCAGCAGCAGCAGCAGCACCUGCUGCAGCAGCAGCACCUGCUGGACUACCGCAUGCAGCAGCCGCGCGGCCACAUGGCGUGGCCGGCGCCGCCGCCAGCAGCAGCAGCAGCAGACGUCCAGCUGCGGCUGCUGCCUGCAGCAGCAGCAACAGCAGCAGCUGCUGCUCCUGCCUUUGCUGCCCCUCCUUUUCCCGGGCCCCGCUUUCGGCCCAAAGGCCCAUAA